Molecule: messenger RNA, 982 nt
Organism: Odobenus rosmarus divergens (Pacific walrus)
Lineage: Eukaryota; Metazoa; Chordata; Mammalia; Carnivora; Odobenidae
Gene: MRPL12
Product: mitochondrial ribosomal protein L12
Exons: 6
Coding region: 124-723 (199 amino acids)
Biological process (GO): mitochondrial transcription; translation
Cellular component (GO): ribosome; mitochondrial large ribosomal subunit
Molecular function (GO): structural constituent of ribosome
Source: RefSeq, a predicted model, not a curated record
GCUCGUAUGCUCGGCGGCCCCGGCGGCUAGAGCGUCCUUACUCAGCUCGUAUGCUCGGCGGCCCCGGCGGCUAGAGCGUCCUUCUCCUGGGGAGCCGCGUGUGACCUUCCCGCCCGCGGACCGAUGCUGCUGGCGGCCGCUCGCCCCCUCUGGGGGCCGUGUCUCGGGCUUCAGGGCGCUGCGCUCCGUCUCGCCAGGCAACAGGUGCCCCGCGUCUGCACUGUGAGGCUGAUGAGAUGCGGCGGCCAUCGAAUGGGGGAGGCCCUCGCCGGUGCACCCCUGGAUAACGCGCCCAAGGAGUAUCCCCCGAAGAUCCAGCAGCUUGUCCAGGACAUCGCCAGCCUCACACUCCUGGAAAUCUCAGAUCUCAACGAGCUUCUGAAGAAAACACUGAAGAUCCAGGAUGUUGGACUCAUGCCGAUGGGCGGCACAAUGCCCGGAGCUGCCCCUGCCGCAGCAGCACCCCCCGAGGUGGUGGAAGAAGACAUCCCCACACAAAAAGAACGGACACAUUUCACUGUCCGCCUAACAGAGGCAAAGCCCGUGGACAAAGUGAAGCUGAUCAAGGAAAUCAAGAACUACAUCCAGGGCAUAAACCUCGUCCAGGCAAAGAAGCUGGUGGAGUCCCUGCCCCAGGAAAUCAAGGCCAAUGUCGCCAAGGCCGAGGCAGAGAAGAUCAAGGCAGCCCUGGAGGCGGCGGGCGGCACCGUGGUUCUGGAGUAGGCCAGCUCUGAGGACUGGUGGACAAGGGUCCCUGGGACCUGGGCGAGGCCCCCCUGUCUGGGACCCGCUGGUGGGAGCAGCCUCCGAACAGAACUACGGCACUGGCACCCCUGGGCCAAUUCCGUUCUGGGCCGGGCGGAUGGACCGGCUGAGCCUGGGGGCGUGGCUCCUGCGUGAGCACCAGGGAGACGGACUCUAGAACUUACUGCGGUCAACAUGCACCCCCUGGUGGCCACUGAGAAAAAUACAUUGUUUGGGC